AUGUAUUAACAAAACUAAGUUAUGUAUCAAUAACAUCCUAAUUAACAAAUUCCAGUAUAACAACAUCGGGAUUACAAUGUUCCUCCUCCUGGUAUUAUGAUGGUUGAUUGAAUUCUAAGGUUAUAAAGCUCCGAGGUAUCCUAGAGAAGAGUUGCCUGAAAAUUAAGAGCAGAAUUUAGAUUUAGGUGGGUCAUAUUAGAGUUAUCUUUAUAAUUGUGGAGAAUGUUGUGGUAAUUGUAAAGCAGUUUGCCCAUGUAAUCCAUUUGUUGAAUAUCCAUAUGUUCAAGUUGAAUAGAGCUUUGUUGGAGUGUAUUUACGUUUUGGAAAGUAUAUAAAGACAGGUAUAAACAUAAUAAUAAUAUAGUUUAACCUGGAUUGAUAUACAUAAAUCCUUGUACUGAUACAAUUUAGAAAGUAGAUUGUAAAGUUUAGAUGAUCGAUUGUCCAAGAUAAUAAGUUAUGACAAAGGAUAAUAUUUUAGUUAGCAUUGAUGCAACAGUUUAUUAUAGAAUAGUUAUACCUAGAAGAUCAAUCUUUUAUAUCAAUGAUCUGCAUUAAGCAGUAACUUAAUUAACAUUGGCUACAAUAAAAAGUAUUGCAGGAUCCCAUACAUUGCAAGAUUUAUUGGAGAAGAGAGCAGAGGUAUAAUAAUAAAUAGAAGGGUUUGUGGAUGAACAUGUUUGGGAAUGGGGAAUAGAUAUUGAAAAUAUGUUAAUUAAGGAUAUUCAAUUGAAUGCUGAUUUAUAGAAUACUUUAUCAAUGGCAGCGAAAGAAUAAAGAGCUGCUUAAGCUAAAGUUAUUUCAGCUUAAGGAGAUGUAUAAUCAGCCAAAUUGAUGAGAUAAGCAGCCGAAUUAUUGGAUUCUAAAGCAGCUAUGCAAAUUAGAUAUUUAGAUACAAUAACAACCUUAGGAUAACAAGGAUCAACUAAAGUAGUGUUGCUUCCUACAGAUUCUAAAUGA
This is a messenger RNA of Paramecium pentaurelia, 960 nucleotides long. NCBI's taxonomy places the organism in Eukaryota, Ciliophora, Oligohymenophorea, Peniculida, Parameciidae. The record is from the annotation of a GenBank genome assembly.